Molecule: messenger RNA, 1009 nt
Organism: Salvia miltiorrhiza (redroot sage)
Lineage: Eukaryota; Viridiplantae; Streptophyta; Magnoliopsida; Lamiales; Lamiaceae
Exons: 3
Coding region: 54-845 (263 amino acids)
Source: RefSeq, a predicted model, not a curated record
UCUCCAGAAGAGCAUCAGGCAUAAGGAAUUGGCCAGCAAUAUCAAACCACAACAUGGAGAAUAAAUCCACAAGAACUAGUUUAGCCAAAUUCUCUCCCAUCUUCACACCAACAUCUGCAGCAGCUUCUGCCCUUUCCAAAACAAAAUCCGAAUUAAAGAAAACUCAACCUUCUGCUUCAUCUUCAACCUCCAAAAUUUCAAGACUCUCUUUUAGGAAAAAAGGGAUUGGAAAUAUCAGUGCUUCAACUCAUUCAACAAGCUCAUUUGCGUCGCCUGCGAAUCCGACCCGCCAUUCCCCCUUUGCAACGCUCUUUUCGCCCGUUCACAAGCAGCGAAGAUCCGUUGAUUCGAAAGAUGUGAAAGAAGCAUCGAAUUUGCAGAGCAGCUUGCAAAUUCCGAAGAGUAUGAGGCCUUCUGGACUGCGGCCACCUUCGCCCCGCCACAGAUUCUUCGAUGAGAGCACUCCUCAGCACGCGGAAAGAAGCAGAAAAAUGCCUCAGAAAAAUCGUAAGAACCCUAGCUCAGAAUCGGGUAAAAGGGAUAUUACAGCUGCCGCCAUUGAUGAGAAAAAUGGGAAGAAGGAAGUGAAUUUUCCUGUGCAUCAACUUGAUAAUCUCUGCAGAAAUUUUGAGGCCGUCGCUCUGGAAAGCGAGAAAAUCAGUAGUGUGAAAGAAGAAAAUAAGCAGCCGAGUUCAAGAAUGGCUUCAUCGAGGCCGUGUAGGAGAACUCCACUCGCAGACAAAACACCCAAAUGCAAUUUCAGUAGAGCAUUUGCAUCGCCAUUGAUGGAACCAAAGAAAGAUCAGAAGUUGGCGAGGAGAGCAUCAUCUGUUAGAUAUGCUUAGUGAUAUGAUAAUUUUUUCAGGACAAAUUUAAAAUAAAAGUUGUUUAUUACUAUCAAAUUGGAUUUGUUGGAGUUUAUUACAUGAUGUUUAAGAACCUAUAAGUAGGGGUGGUAAUCGGUCCGGUUCGGUUAUAACCGAACUGGUUUUCCGGUUACCGGAACCGA